Notechis scutatus (mainland tiger snake) is the source of this 2436-nucleotide messenger RNA. It is a transcript of the gene EMP2, whose product is annotated as epithelial membrane protein 2. Gene Ontology annotation, biological process: regulation of cell-matrix adhesion; cell adhesion; positive regulation of integrin-mediated signaling pathway. Gene Ontology annotation, cellular component: plasma membrane; cytoplasm. Gene Ontology annotation, molecular function: protein kinase binding. Lineage: Eukaryota; Metazoa; Chordata; Lepidosauria; Squamata; Elapidae. The record is from RefSeq and is a predicted model, not a curated record.
CAGACCGCGCCUCGGCACGGAGGACCCUGCAGGGGGUGCAAUGGGUUGUCCUGUCUGCAAAAUGCAUCUGGAGGCUACCCGAGCUUGGAGUGCAGACGUUUGAAUGGUUGUGGGCCGAGGACGGGCCGAAGGGUUUGGCUGAAGAGACUCUCUUGCAUUCCCACCCAGAAAACAGGAGUUGUGGCAGGUACCUGUAACAGGUGCCCAGCGUCGCUUUAUUCUCAUCCUCACCUCGGAACCGGCCCCCGCUCCUGCUCCACCAUGCUGAUCCUCCUGGCCUUCAUCAUCCUCUUCCACAUCGUUUCGGCUGCGCUUCUGUUCAUCUCCACAAUCGACAACGCCUGGUGGGUGGGGGAUGGCUUCUUCACGGACAUCUGGCACCAGUGCCUCAACGGGACGAACUGUACCGCCCUGGAUAAUUCCCUUCCAGAAUACGCGUCUAUCCAGACCGUCCAAGCCACGAUGGUCCUGUCCACGAUUCUUUGCUGCGUGGCCUUUUUCGUCUUCGUCCUGCAGCUCUUCCGCCUGAAGCAAGGAGAGCGGUUUGUGCUGACCUCCGUCAUCCAGCUCUUGUCCUGCCUCUGCGUGAUGAUUGGGGCCUCCGUCUACACCGACCGGCGUGCGGAGCUGCACCGGGCCCCCCUCUACGGCCGCUUUGAGGUGGAGGGUGGCCGCUUCGGCUACUCCUACAUCCUGGCCUGGGUGGCCUUCGCCUUCACGCUGCUCAGUGGCCUCAUGUACCUCAUCCUGAGGAAGCGCAAAUAAAGCCCCCCCCCCGGCUCCCCCCCCUCGGAGCUCUCCUUGAAGCGCUGGCAUUCCAGGCCCCCCUUUGUGUAAAUAGAAGCGUUUGCCGUACAGCCACGCUUGCCCCCCCCCACAUCCUUGGUGUGGCAUCACAAGGCCGCCGGGAGGGCCGAAGAGGAGAGAGAAGUGGGGCACGGGGGGGGGGGUCUGCUUGGGACCAGCAGUGUGCAACCGAUGCCAGCCUCUUUAGCCCAGGCUCCCUUUUACGCCACAGGAAGGGGGGGGCUCCUCACGGCCCACAUUGUCCCCCCCCAAUUCUGUAAAGCCCCAAGAGCUGGCACCGUGCAGGCUGGCGCAACGGAGAGCCUCCGGGGUGCCAAGGGCCCCGCUCCCCCCCUGCCCCUCAAUACGCUCCAUGCAACAGCGGCUCCCAGUGGGGCGGCCCCUUUCGCCCUGCCCGGGGGGCACCCGGGGUCCCUUGCCCAAGACGAAGCGUCUCUCCUGGGCCAUGCUGGUGCGCGUCCUGAGCUACCUCGCUGGGUGCCGCGUGGUCUCGAUCCGCAGCCGGAGCGUCCUCCACCUUUGGCGCAGCUCGGCCUGAGGCGGCCCUGCAGGGGUUUGCCCAUUGGUGCAGGACGAGGCCGGACAUUGGCCUUCCCGUCCAAAGCGGAGGGGGGGAGGGGCAGGCCUUCAAUGUGUCUGAAGGCCCCCCUUCCCCCCCCUCCCCCGCGCAGACAAGGGCAGACUUCAAAGCCGAGCAAGGUUGGGCUGGCGCUGGGGAGGAGAGCGAUGCCCAGGCCCAGCAGAGGCCAGGGAGACCCUGGGGCGUCUUCGGCCAGAGGCAGCCCAGCCCUCCUCCUCCUUGGCUGCUGGCCUUGCUCCUCCCUGGCAGAAGAGCUGCCCCUUUUACCAGACCGUGACAUCCGAUCCCUGGCUAGCCAAAGAGGCUCCAGGGCUAACUGGCUGCUCUUAUGGAUGAGAAGAGGCAGCUCCACCUGCAGGAGUGACGGGUCUUUCCUGCUUUCCCAACAGCCCCUGCGUCAAACAUGCAGGCGGCCUCCUUGGUUAGGGUCUCAUUAAGCCAAGAUUUGGAGUGAGUGGCUUUAUCUGGACUAAAAUGGCCACCGCAGCUGUGUAGGAAGACCCUUCCUGCUCGACGCAGCCUCGCCCCCUUUGGCCUUCCGUGCUUUUAAGGUAGCCUUUCAUUCCUGCCGCUUCCUCCCUCCAGGAUAACGAUAACCCCUUGCCCACCCUCCGCCCGGCCCACGCCGGCUCCUUCCUUCAGGCUUCAAAAGUAAGUUUGUGCCACUGGUGAACCUUCGUUCAGAACAAUUAGCUCUUCUGGGGAAGUUAUCAUUUGGAUUUAUGUUUAAACAAAACAGCACAUGUACCCAUGUAACCCUAUUUGCCUUUAUACUUCUGAUCCCUUCGAAAGAAGCAAACAGGAAGCCUUCCUAUCACCAGGCAACCCGGCCUUGUAAGUACAAAACAGCCCCUUUUAACCGAACGAAGCUCUUUAGGCUCCCCAAGUUUUCCAAGGGUUUGAGCAAUUGGGGUUUCUCAGAGGAAAAAUGUGUAGCUCAAUUCUACCAACGGUGCCUUCGUCGUUUUGUAUUUUAUAUACCUAUUGAACUGAAUUGUAUAUAGAAAUAAAAGCUUACGACCAGUAUCAGGCCGCCCUUUCAUUCUGUU